AUGCCCCGAACGGCCCUGCCUCCAACGCCGGCCUCUUCUACAGAUAUCGCAGGACAGGAUGGUACCAAGCAGCUAUCACAGCUGCAGAUGGCCUUCGAGUUGCCCCCACCAGCCAUCAAGGCGCGCCCCGCGAGCUCCCACACGGACAGAAUGGACACUCCCACCUCCCCAGAGUCCCCAGUUUCACCCAAGGCCCCGUUUAGGAUACAACCUAGUGAGGCUGUCAAGUCAAGGCGGCGGCCGUCCACCGCCGCCGUCGCCGCGAACAAGGACGGCAAUUUCGCCCUGCCGCCGCCUCCUACGAGAUCCCGUAAGAUCAUCCAGAUGAAGCCCCCACGGCCCCAAGAGGAGAAGAAACCCGCGGAUCCAGCGACAGCCGGCAAGAGCUCGGCCAGCACAGCCAGUGCUAAGAAGACCGCUGCUGUAACGGCCGCGAAUGAAGUCGGGCAAACAAAGAAGAAACAGCCUUCUGCCACCAGCGCUGCGGGCCGGAAGAUCGCGAGAAAGACGGCACACAGCCUCAUCGAGCGGCGACGGAGAUCCAAGAUGAACGAGGAAUUCGCCGUCUUGAAGGACAUGAUACCAGCUUGUACGGGCGAGAUGCACAAGCUGGCCAUCUUGCAGGCCUCCAUCGAAUACGUCAGAUACCUGCAGGACUGCGUCGAGAAACUCAAGGCACAGCGAGAGCUACCAGGUCAGACCACGCCCGACAUGGAAGGGAUAUCGACCCCAUCGGGCCGAGACCGUUACGACCCGGACCACGAGUACCGCCGGGCCUCCUCCGAGGAACAGCACUCCCCAGACGUCGAGAUGACCGGCUCAGACGACGCGCCCUCGCCGACGUUCACCAACCGCCCAUCAUCAGCCACAACCUCAGCGUCCCACCAGCCCUCCGUCUCCCCGGCGCUGCGGGCCCAGGACCCCUCGACGAGCCGCCACGACUCGUACGCGCCCCUCUCGACGGCCGCGGCGGAGCACCACCGGCAUUACAGCUACAGCAGCGCUACGACGUCGCCCGCGUUCGGGCCGAUGGCGGGUGGUUACGGCGCGGCUGGCUACGCGCCGAGCAACCACUCGGCUGCCGGGUCGGCGCUCACGAGCCCGGCGCUGGGUCCGUUGCGGGAGCGGGAUCUGGACCAGGAGGCCAUGGCUGCGCUACUGAUGCUAAACAGUGAUCGGAGGGGCACGGUAUCGAGUGCGAGCGGUGGAUCCAGCACCGCCGGUGCGGCCGCCGGCGGUAGCAGUACUAGCGGUUCAGGGAGGGGCAUGAGUGUAAGAGAUCUGCUGAGUGCAUGA
Molecule: messenger RNA, 1296 nt
Organism: Diaporthe citri
Lineage: Eukaryota; Fungi; Ascomycota; Sordariomycetes; Diaporthales; Diaporthaceae
Exons: 2
Coding region: 1-1296 (431 amino acids)
Molecular function (GO): protein dimerization activity
Source: RefSeq, a predicted model, not a curated record